CUGAACAGCUCAACUCGGCUCAACCUUCUACUGAUCGUACCUCCGGGUUAUGUGAACUGCUGCCUCAAGUUUACACAACAAUAACAAAAGUUCAUAUCUUGGCGAGAGAAAAGGAGGUUAGGCGCCCCACAAAUGUACUGAAUAUUAAGUGAUAUGCCUUUGAUUAAGAUAUAAGCUUCAGAACUUGUGGCAGCUAAGUGAACUCGCCCGGCCUGGAACAAGUACUAAGAAAUAAUAAUGUAAAGGAAGGCACAGCAGCAUCACCACCAUGCCAAUCCAGGACUUUGUAACCUCCCUGACAGACAACCCGUACUUCAGUGCUGGGUUUGGUCUGUUCGGUGUGGGUGCAGGGGCAGCAGUGAUGAGGAAAGGGUACAUGAUGGGCAUGAUUCUGUUCCGCCGGCACUACAUGACAACACUGGAGGUGCCGUGUCGAGACAAGUCCUACCAGUGGCUGCUGCAGUGGAUCACCCACAAGGGGGCCAAGAAGACACAGCAUCUCAGUGUGGAGACAAAAUUCAAGCAAAUAGAGACUGGCAAGAUCACGACACACCAUGACUUUAUUCCCAGCGUUGGUGAACAUUUCUUCUGGUAUAAGGGAACAUGGAUACGAAUAGAACGGACAAGAUCACAGCAAACUUUAGACCUUCAUAUGGGUGUUCCCUUCGAAAAUGUCAAACUCACUUCCUUUGGCAAGAAUAAGGAUCUUUUCCUUGAUAUUUUAGCCGAGGCUCGUGACUUGGCAGUGAAACAAAAUGAAGGGAAGACCAUCAUGUACACAGCGUAUGGCUCUGAGUGGCGGCAGUUUGGCAAUCCUCGCAAGCCCAGACCACUUGACUCUGUAGUUCUGGAUGAAGGAAUUGCAGAGCGGAUACUUACAGAUGUGCAAGAUUUCAUGAAUAACCCUGAGUGGUAUUCCAACAGAGGAAUCCCUUACAGGCGAGGGUACUUACUGCACGGCCCGCCUGGGUGUGGCAAGAGCUCCUUCAUCACGGCACUGGCGGGGAAGCUGCAGCUGGGCAUCUGUGUCCUUAAUCUCAGUGAAAGAGGACUUACUGAUGAUAGACUAAAUCACCUGCUGGCACUAGCUCCUGAGAACACUAUAAUCCUGUUGGAAGAUGUCGAUUCAGCGUUCACAAAUAGAGAGGAAACUGCAGAAGUGAAGGCAGCGUAUUCUGGGUUAAACAGACUGACCUUCAGUGGUCUGUUGAACUGUCUUGAUGGGGUUGCCUCUUCAGAAGCAAGGAUAGUGUUCAUGACAACCAAUUAUCCUGAAAGACUUGAUGCAGCCUUGAUCCGGCCUGGCCGUGUGGAUCGGAAGGAGUACAUUGGGCACUGCACGCCACACCAGCUGGUGACAAUGUACCGGAGGUUCUACCCUGAAGUCCCUGUUGACAAUGCAUUCUCCUUCUCAGAGGCAAUACAAAACCUAAUGGUACCUGUAAGUGCUGCUACUGUACAAGGACACUUCAUGCAGCAUAAAGAGGAUCCCAUGGGAGCACUUCACAAUGCUUCAACUCUGAAACUUGGUGAUUUAAUUUAAAAACUUUAUAGUAAAUUAAAAUGAAUGUUAAAUAUACUGUAUAUAUACUGUUAAUAUACUGUGUUUGGAGUUAUCCUAAUAUACAUAUGGGUGCAGAUAGGUGGAGCAUCCUUAUUUGUAAUACUGUGUGUAAUACACUUCCAUAUUUAACAAGACAGCCAGUAUUUAAAGAUACAUAUGUUGAUUAGGUUUGAUAUGUAAUGCUCUAAUAUGGAUAAACUUAUUGCUGCAG
Molecule: messenger RNA, 1775 nt
Organism: Portunus trituberculatus (swimming crab)
Lineage: Eukaryota; Metazoa; Arthropoda; Malacostraca; Decapoda; Portunidae
Gene: Bcs1
Product: mitochondrial chaperone BCS1-like
Exons: 10
Coding region: 269-1543 (424 amino acids)
Biological process (GO): mitochondrial respiratory chain complex III assembly; protein insertion into mitochondrial inner membrane from matrix
Cellular component (GO): mitochondrial inner membrane
Molecular function (GO): ATP hydrolysis activity; ATP binding
Source: RefSeq, a predicted model, not a curated record